AUGCCGGCCAAGGCUGCGGUGAAGCGGAAGAACAAGGCCAAGGCCGCCAGGCCCGUCAAGGCCACCGAAAAGAAGCCGAAGAUCGACGAGGGCAGCGCUGCAGACGAGGAGCAGGCCAACAAGCCGGCCAAGACAUCCGCCCCUCACCCCGUUGAUGAACAGCAAGUGCUACAGGGAAUCCAGGGCCAGGCGGUCGCGAAGGUCGUGGAGCUCGAGCAGCAGGAGGAGAACGAUCCGAACGAGGACAACGAGCAAAAGCACAAGCAAGACCAGGAGGACGACAAGAAGAAGAAGAAGAAGCAACUGCAGAAGAAGAAAAAGAACCAACGCAAGAAGGUCAAGAAGCUGAGAGAGGAACGAUCUGCUGCAGCGCCCGAAAUCCGGCGUAACACCAACUACCGCGCAUUCCUCACCGUGAUGGCUUUUGCGUGUGUAUUAAGUAUCCCGAUCGCGAUGGCUAAAGACUUCAUGGGAACCCUCGUCCAGACUGUCGUCGACUUCGCCGCCUACUUCGUGAUCUUCACCACCAUAACCUUUCCCGUCGGCCCGGUGAUCCGUAAUUGUCUAUGGAUCCUUAUUAUAAUUCGGAUCGCGGCGAGCAUGAUCUUUUGGUUUUCGGGCUUGUCUACUUCGGCGGUGCUCGGAAAUGCCGUGAAACUUUUCUUGGAAUUCAUGGUCUGUCUUUACGACGUCUUCCAACUGAACUACGCCCGCGCC
Mesorhabditis spiculigera is the source of this 717-nucleotide messenger RNA. The record is from the annotation of a GenBank genome assembly. NCBI's taxonomy places the organism in Eukaryota, Metazoa, Nematoda, Chromadorea, Rhabditida, Rhabditidae.